Messenger RNA from Gloeophyllum trabeum ATCC 11539, 2230 nucleotides. RefSeq names its product FMN-linked oxidoreductase. The transcript has 14 exons. Gene Ontology annotation, molecular function: RNA binding; flavin adenine dinucleotide binding; metal ion binding. Gene Ontology annotation, biological process: tRNA processing. Bases 12 to 2087 code for a protein of 691 amino acids. NCBI's taxonomy places the organism in Eukaryota, Fungi, Basidiomycota, Agaricomycetes, Gloeophyllales, Gloeophyllaceae. The record is from RefSeq and is a predicted model, not a curated record.
GUUCAAUAAACAUGGCAGACACGACGAUUAUGUCUCGUUUCCCUCCUGGCACUGCGCCAGUCAAAGAGGAGUACUUAAUCUCAUUCGCGCGACGUGCCACACCAGACGACGAUGCUGCCGAAGGCUCUACUAACCCGGUAUCCUCGACACCCACCAAUUUGCCUUCCGGCGAAGCAGAAGCGGAAGGCGGAGGCAGGAAACUCAGCAGACGCGAGAAGAAAAAGAAGGAACGGGGACAGAAUAAGGGGAGGCGCUUCCAAAAAGUUAGGGAGGAUGUCGAUUUGUGCUGGAGAAUUGCGAGAGGGACCGUAUGCGAGUUCGGAGACAGCUGCCGUCAGUCGCACGAUGUGCCAGCCUACCUCUCCUCCAAGCCACAGGAUCUGUCCAUUCCUCCCGUAUCGUCUUUCAUGACAUCACCACCCUUCGUCCACCCCUCUCCUCCAGCAAGCGAUCCCCGGCAGCCAUCGCUCGACCUGAAUACUGUCUGCCCGGUCUAUGCGGCCCUAGGCGAGUGCAGGUACGGCUUGAAAUGCCGCUUCUUAGGCGCGCACGUCAAGGUGGCGGAUAAAGGGGAGGGUACCACGGACUUGGAGUUAGUCGUAGACGAAGAAAAGAAGGCAAGGGCGGUCAGUACGCAGGAGGAGAUGAAUAAGGUCGAUGCAGAGGUGCUGAAAAAGGUCCGGACUAGGAAGUACCCGACUCCGAUGGCGGACGCGUACUCCAGAGAACUGCAAGCCCAAGCCGAGCAACGUCAACAGGAAUCACAACCCAAAAGCAAGCCCACCUUCACCGAAGAGGGCGAUGCCCUCGUCGUCGGAGAGCCAGAACAAGAAGAACAAGCUCCUAUGGACGUGGAAGGGGACGCAAACGCAAAAAUCAACGGCAACUCGAACGGGCAUGCCUACGAUUCCUCACAAACCGAUACACCCGACGUGCCGAUUCGGUUCCAGGAGAAGAAGCGCCUGAGAUGGGAGGGGAAAAGCUACCUCGCGCCGCUGACUACGACGGGGAACUUACCCUUCCGGCGUCUAUGCGUGUCGCUCGGGGCGGAUAUUACGUGCGGCGAGAUGGGCCUUGCGCAGAGCUUUUUGCAGGGGAGUAAGGAGGAAUGGAGUCUCGUGCGAAGACAUCCCGAUGAAAAGAUAUUUGGCAUACAGCUUGCGGGGUCGAAACCUAAUCUGCUUGUCCCGACCGCAGAGAUCCUAGCAAAUGAGUUCGGGCGUGGCGGGACGGGCAGCGGCCUCGACUUCGUCGACCUCAAUUGCGGGUGUCCGAUUGAUCUAGUGUUCAAGCAAGGGAGCGGUUCUGCCCUCCUGGAUGCGCCUGGCCGAUUAGGGAAGAUCCUCAUUGGAAUGAACCGGGCGCUCGGCGAGGUCCCGCUGACGAUUAAGCUCCGUACGGGAGUAAAGGAGGGCAAGAACACGGUGCAUAAGCUUAUGGAACGCGCUUGUGGCUGGGGUGUCAGCGCCAUGACUUUACAUGGCCGGACCAGGCAGCAGCGGUACACCAAGCUAGCGGAUUGGGAUUACAUCAAGCAGUGCGUCGAACUCGUCCGGGCCAAAGAGAAGGACGAAGAUCUCCCGCCCAUCCCGAUAUUCGGCAAUGGCGACGUUUUCUCCGCGCAUGACUACUAUAGUCGGAUAGAGCAGUACGGCGUCGACGGCGUUAUGAUCGGACGUGGAGCCUUGAUCAAACCAUGGAUAUUCACCGAGAUAGCUGAGAGGAGGGAGUGGGACAUCAGUAGUCGAGAACGACUGGAGCUGAUCAGGAGGUACGCCGAAUACGGGUUAAGCCAUUUCGGGACGGAUACCGCUGGCUUGAACACAGCACGGCGGUACCUUUGCGAGGCACUGUCGUUCCAGUAUCGAUACGUGCCCAUUGGCCUCUUGGAGGUCUUACCGCCGAAGAUCAAUGACCGCCCUCCAGCUUUCCGGGGCCGGGAUGAAUUGGAGACUCUCUUAGCCAGUGGGGACAGUAGAGAUUGGGUUAAGAUCUCGGAGAUGUUCCUUGGUCCGGCACCAGAAACAUGGAGCUUUACACCCAAACAUAAAAGCAAUGCCUAUGGUAAUGAAGAAGCACAGGGAUAAAACAGACUAUCAGAUAGCAGUAAGCUCUGAAAAGUGAAACUGUACUAGUGACUACAGAAUGUUCCUUGCUUCCAUUGUAAAUGCUCCAGGUUAUGACAUGGACCUUGUACAAUUUAUAUACUACACAACUACCUCAUUCCCAC